Nannospalax galili (Upper Galilee mountains blind mole rat) is the source of this 2360-nucleotide messenger RNA. Its product is annotated as ral guanine nucleotide dissociation stimulator-like. Lineage: Eukaryota; Metazoa; Chordata; Mammalia; Rodentia; Spalacidae. Bases 286 to 804 code for a protein of 172 amino acids. The record is from RefSeq and is a predicted model, not a curated record. The transcript is spliced from 3 exons.
AGCUGUGAGCCAGGCUUCCCAGGAGAGAGUUGUGGAAGUGGUGGCAUGGGCAUGCUGAUGGAACAGUGUCCUUUGUUCACAUGGGGAGAAGGACAGCAGUCACUAGUCCAUUCAUCCUCAAGAACAUCUUGUGUGGACGGAGGUUCAGAGUCAGAAGACCCCAAGAAGUGACCUCACUUCUUUAGUAACAAUCCAAACAGAACUCAGAAUCCUGGUUACCAGGUAACCACAGGCCAGUGGCAGCCUCAACUGCUUCACUUGUCUGGAGACUCUGGACAUAGCAGGAUGUUCUCUUGCUGUUUCCAGCCUUCUGGAGGCUCAGGCCCCAGGAGAGCCCAGAAUAGGGGCCUUGGCCACCUUUGGAGACGUUGGGGUGAACAGGAGUCAGACUUCACUGUCGAUGACCUCUGCAAGUUCAGGUCCAACAUCCCAGGCUAUUUGGAGAAGUUGGUGAGCUACCUGGCAAGUGCUGUGCAAACUGGGGACUUCCUGUUUGUCUGUACCUUCCUUGGCAUCUUCCAAAGGUUCGGCACUACCUGGCAGGUGCUGGACCUGAUAAUGAAAAGCUGCUCCAUGCCAACCUGCCACAGCGCCAUAUGCUUCUUCCUGGGACUAUGGAUGGAAAAACGGCCAGGUGAUUUUUCUGAGUCUCCAGACCUGGUCACUCUGAACCGGCUGAUGAACUAUGUGCAACUCAACAUGCCUUCCUCAGCCCUGGCUGUCAAAAUCCAAGAGCUCCUGUCAUGUCUGGAGGACCAGGAGUCCAAGAAGGCAAAAAGGAGGAGGCUUCUGGUAGGUGCCUGAGAGGGUGGGAAGGAAUUCUGAGUGGUUUCCAAGAGGGAGGUUCCAGGAGCUUCCCUUUGUCCUGAAACUGCAUCUGGACCACAGGGAGCUAAGAUUUCCUGUUGUGGGGACAGGGACUGGGGAUUCUCUGGCAGGAAGAACAUUUGUGUGCGUUUGGAAAGUAUCAGGAGAAGACCCUCAUCUUGGGGACACUUAUUCCAUGCCAAAUCUCCAUGCUUCUGACUUCUAAGGUGCCUCCCCUGACACCGUGUCUCUUUCUGUCCUUAGAUUAGGGACCUUCCACAGCAGCAGUUUCUGAGCUCCCAGCACUGUAUACAUCGGGGAUGUCAGAGACUGUGUAUCCUAGGUCAGCUUCUGCAGGACAGCCUCAGGUAGAGCUGGCACUCUGAGAGGAUCCUGUGGAACCUACGUUCGUGGAACCAUGUAUGUCAGCCAAGCCAACACAGAUCCUUACUGUUCCAUGUAUAGAGCAGGAUCUGGCCACAGCCACCGAUACACAGCCACCUCCAGAUGUAGAUUCAGCUGUUUUAGCUCCCAGGCAGAUGUUUCUCCCUCCUGUCUCACAAAUAGGAGAUCCAGAGCCUGUUUUCCGUUUGCCCAGGGUGGAUAUAUAGUCUGGAAGUUUUAGAAUCACCUUCUGAUUUCCAGCCAGCACCAGCUCCACAGCUGAGGUGUUUCCCAUCUCCAGCAAAAAUAUCUCCUUUAGGUUUUGUUGCUUUGUUUAUUUGGUUUUAUUAAUGUUAGUCUGUUUUGAUUGUUGGACUUUUAGAUAUUAAGAUUAUUAAAGUUUUAUUGUUCGCUUGUUUUAAACUGCAUGGUUUCAUGGCAUGAUGUCUACCGCAUGUGGUUUAACUCUAGCAUGUCUACCUGCUGACUGCAGUCUCAAGCCGAGCACUUGGGUCAUUGUAAGUGUGGGCACCAGUGGGCCUCCCUCCUACAGCCAGGACCGUUGUGAUCUCCUGGUGGUGGCCCAAGAUCUUGAGUAGGGUUUUUAAACUAUAGUUUAAAAUUUUAAACUGUCCUCAGACACACAUCUUAUGAGCAGUAUCUUCGCCUACUGAGUCACGUCCACCUUCUCUCUCCGAUUAAAGGCCACCACUGGGUGUUUCCACCUGGAAGGACAUCGGCACAGAAACAACACUUUGUCCUAGUUUCUGCCAAAGCCCGGCAGGACUCAGUGGGGAUUUAAAGGUGACUUGGUUAGGUUUGGCCUGCCCAUCCGUGUAGCUGAGUAGCAGCCUGCCUCUGUGCAGGGGCAAGAAAUUAAACCGCGGCGAGGAGCUGUUGGUCUGACGAGCUGCUGCUUGCGGUUAGGAAAAAGCGUAGAAAAAGUUUGCAUAACUUUAUACAUUUGUAAGUACUGUGGAGAUUCCUCGCUUUUCUAAAAAAGGACUCGAGUAAAUCACAGCAUCGGACUUCCCGUCUACCCACCCCACAGUGGCAACUGCCCCAUCUCCCUGCCUCUUCCUUUGGAGUCCUCGCUUCUUUCUCAGUUUUGCUUUUUAAGGGGGUGUUGACCUGGGUCUCGCUCUAGGAGCCGAUCCCUCCGGCCAGCU